This is a messenger RNA of Camelina sativa (false flax), 898 nucleotides long. Lineage: Eukaryota; Viridiplantae; Streptophyta; Magnoliopsida; Brassicales; Brassicaceae. The record is from RefSeq and is a predicted model, not a curated record.
AUGCAUUUGCACACUUUAGAAGAAAACGCCGGUUUGUUAGCGCUGACACGCGUUGGUAGCAGAAGGGUAGUUCAAAUAUCAGCUGGUUUCAUGAUCUUCUUCUCUGUUCUUGGUAAAUUUGGAGCCAUCUUUGCAUCAAUUCCAGCUCCGAUCGUCGCAGCAUUACAUUGCUUGUUCUUUGCAUACGUUGGUGCUGGUGGUCUAAGUUUACUUCAGUUCUGUAAUCUCAACAGCUUCAGAACUAAAUUCAUCCUCGGAUUCUCGGUCUUCAUGGGCUUAUCGAUACCACAGUACUUCAACGAGUAUACAGCUGUUAACAAGUAUGGACCAGUUCACAAACACGCAAGAUGGUUCAAUGACAUGAUCAAUGUUCCAUUCUCUUCUGAAGCCUUUGUGGCUGGCAUUUUGGCAUUCUUUCUUGAUGUAACAUUGUCAUUUAAAGACAGUGCCACGAGGAAAGACCGAGGCAUGUUUUGGUGGGAUCGUUUCAUGUCGUUCAAAUCGGAUACAAGAAGUGAAGAGUUUUACUCUUUGCCUUUCAAUCUCAACAAGUAUUUUCCCUCAGUGUGAUAAUUGAAAAAAGAUGCCAAAAAGAGUUCAUUGGCUUUGACCCUGACUCCUACUAUUUAUAUCACAUUUUGUAUCUAUCAACUCUGUUUUUUCAAACUGCGUCCCGUUCACUUCUUUUGAUAAUGUUCUUCUCUGUGGUGUUUUCCCCUUUGGUGUAGAGAACAUGCACAGCUUGCCAUUUCAUUUAGAUGUGUAUUUAACAUGUUUCCCUAGCUUGAUUUUUUUUUUUUAAUGUUGUUUAUAGAGUUGACUCGUGUAUUGGGCUGUCUAUGUGAGCCGGAACCCACAUACUUAGAGUGUAAAAAACAUUGUCUUCUUAUUGGGUUAA